CUGGCAAACCGAGCUAGGAAGUAUCAUCCCGAACUGGGCAGCUCUUUGGAUCUUCUGCGGGCCAUGAAGAGAUCUUCUGGCUAACUGGAUCUUUCACCGGCUUUGUCAGCCUAACUCCAAAGAUUGAAAAACACUGUGAAGACCCCAAUUCCUUUGGAAGAAGAAACCGGGAAAUAGUGUACCAAGGCAGGAUUUAAACUUACUCUGCGGAAAGGCAGGUUGGGCAGUGGGAGGCACAGGGUCUGACUCUGUAUCAUGCUGGUAAUGAGUUACAAGAAGAGCGAUUGCUUGGCUACCUGAGAUGCAGUUACCUGCCUUGGUGCUGUUCCUAACUCACCUGCUUUCUGCCUGCUUCCCCCUUGCAACGUCACUGAACUCUGUCAGUUGCUCACCGGGCCUGGGCUGUCGGCUAAAAAAGACAGAUGUUCUAUGCAUGCCUGGUGAAGCCGAAUCAGAUCCAGAACUAGAUCCCAUCCUGGGGCUGAUUCAGAUGAACUCAAGGAACACCCUUCGGUGCCCAGAGGAAGGAGACUGCAUUCCCUGCGUGCAAGUGACGUUAACUCUUGGAUUGCUGGAGCCACCUGCGUUGGGUGCAAAUCAAGAUGGCGGAGCCAACAAGAUCAGAGAGCAGCCCAAAAAAAUCCCACGGACGCACAUUUUGCUCAUGGCCAAGACACAUUCUUCUCGCUGUGUUGAAGUGGAGGUUUGGCUUCCCUACGAUUGGGAAAGUCAGAAUACUUCCUUGUGCCAAGUUUAUCCAUUUCUGUGGGACUACAGUCAGCGAUUCUACAUGUGGAAAACAUCCCUAAGGGACAACAAUUCAAAUUGUGGCUCUAUCUGAAUCGGACGGUCGGAUUUAUAGGUUUUGAUCAGGCGACUCCCAGGUUGCUGGCUGGAUCGGAGAAUGUGACUUUACCAAUCUCGCAGGUGUAUCCUUGUCUCUGCUUUCAGAUCUGGCCCAAUAUUGAAGACCAAGCUGACACACCUCGAACUCAUCUCUGUCCCUUUGCAAAUGACCCAGCAGCUUUGGCCACGGCCUGGACACGCAGCCGUUUGGAAGUUAAUGCUACUGGUGGGAGUUUGAGCUGCUUGGUUUCUGCUCAGUGUGACCUUCAAGGAGAGCUGGUUCCCUGCUGGCAGAUGGAAGAUCUUGCCUGCCAACCUCUGCAUCCCCAUCUACAUCUGGUCCUCAUUCCAGAUGAAACACAGGAGUUCCCAAGACUGCGACCUCAUCCCAACCUCUGUGUGCAGGUAAGAAGGAAUGGAAGUACCUACCUCCAAAGCUGCCUGCAGGAUGAUGUCACAAGAAGUCAGAAAUACUCACUGUUUCAGGAGAUUCAGGAUUCCCAGGGGAAUUCCUUAGUUCAAAUUAUGGAGCAAGGCACCUGGGCCUCCUCUGCCAAGGUCUUCAAUACAAGAAGAAGAACAUUGGAGGAAGACUUGAGGAGCAGAAUACAGUUAGGGAAGUGCACACAGAUAUGGCAAGAAGAAGGGACCAAUAUUACUCUACUCUGGGCAUGUUCAGUGGAUCAUUAUCCCAGGACCUACUGGGUGCUGAUCUGGUUGGUCACUCUCCUAGGUAGCUGCUCUGUUCUGCUCAUGUUCCUGGUCAAGAAAGAAGCAGUAAAAGGCUGGUUCAAGAUCCUGAAAGAAGAUUACAGUUCCAGAGGAAUGCUUGAGGGACAACAGGUCCUCAUUCUCUACUCUCCAGAUCACGAAGGCUAUGAGCGUGUGGUGGGCAUCCUGGCAGAUGCACUGACUCAGUUGAAAGUCUCUGUAUCCCUGGAGUUGUGGAGCCGUGGGGAGCUGGGAUCUCUGGGGCCUAUGCAGUGGUUCCAUGCACAGCGACGCUUGGUCCUUCAAGAAGGCGGAGUUAUUGUGCUGCUGUUUUCCCAUGAUGCCGUGGCCAGUUGUGCAGAAUGGCUGGGCUGGAAACAGAACUUCCCUCGGUCCACCUUCAAACCAGACAGCACUUUCUUGGCUUCCCUCAACUGCGUCCUGCCUGAUUUCUUGGCUGGUGAGGCCAGGGCCAGAUACAUUGUUGGCUGCUUUGAGGAGCUUCUUCCAGUCAAUGAGAUCCCUGACCUCUUCCGUUCAGUGCCUGUCUAUCCUCUGCCCUCUCAGCUCUUUAGCUUCCUGCUGGCCUUGGCUGGCCCCAGGGUAGGACACAAGCAGAAGAACAGCUUCAGGAGACAGGCAGAGUGCAUCCACAAGAGCCUGGAACAGGCAGUGCAUGAAUGCCAGCAAAAGUACCCCACCUAGUGGAACCUGUAAUUGCUGCUUUCUCAUCAAGAGGAUAAGCAGAGUAAAUGCAUUCUAUCACCAUCCUUGAGGAAUAAGACUUUCAGAAGUGAGCUGGUAAAAGUGCACCUGAGUGUAGUUCUUCCAACAAGUCAGAGUGGCCCGUCUGUUCCUGUAAUUUGGAAAGAGGCCUGUGAUGGUGUAACAAGACUCAAUCAUGGAUGGGAACUUGUUUUGCAUAGCGGUUCAAGUGAGAGGUACCUGUUUAAGUGGAGGUAAGGAGCUUGUCAUCGUAUUACUGAAUGGUAACCAGCCAAUAUAUGAAGGGAGACCAUCUGUAGAUCCAGAAUGGAGGAUCUCUCACCUUCAUGCCUUGCUUUGGUGCUCCCUUGAGGCAACUGCUUGGCCAGCAAAAUGUGAUAGUGAUAAAAGCUAGAAAUACUCAAAUCACUGUGGUGCAGAGCACUUCAUGAAAUUAGCUUCUCAGAGCAUCAAGGGGGCCAUGUCUUGUGAAGUCUCCCCAUGGCUUGGUUUUGAUGGAAGUGUCUUCAGGAUAUGCACUUAUAUCUCCGACGGUUAGGAAAACAUCUCACAAUGGUGACACUGAACUUUGGACUGAUACGGCUACCUCAGCAAGUUUGGAAGGAUGUGGUUGCUGGUUUCCAGAAGGUUCCUUCAGAUGGUUUGCACAGCCUUUAUUUAAAAAUGAAAAGGGCUUUGGACACAAUCUCCGCCUUUUAUCAGGAUCUCAUCCUCACAUCCUGCUUGCCAUAAUGUCUGCAUUACUAAAUGUUUUAGAGAGACCUCUGCCACAGACCUCUGCUGAGGUGGCCUAGAAUCAUCUGUGGAAGUGGUGUUUCCCUCAUCCUGACACAAAACUUUCCAUAAGGACAAUUUGGGAUGUAUCAGGGAAGAGUUUAGAGAUGAUGAGUCAUUGAGAGUGAUUUGCUCCAAGUCAGCUCCUUCCCUGCCCAGUACAUGGGUCCCGUACCUCCACUGUACCGGCCACUUUGUCUUUGGUUGGAGGGGACAGACUAGACACUUGGUCUGUGUGAGAAAAGUUUUCUUUUAUUUAUUUUGUGUUUUUUUUAUUGUUUUAAAGUCUUUUCAAUUGUUUGAAUUGUUUUAGCCACCCAGAAUCACUUGGCUGAGUUGUGUGGCUAUAGAAAUGGAAUAAAACAAACCAAAAACAAAGU
Thamnophis sirtalis is the source of this 3437-nucleotide messenger RNA. Lineage: Eukaryota; Metazoa; Chordata; Lepidosauria; Squamata; Natricidae. The record is from RefSeq and is a predicted model, not a curated record.